UUCCUUUCAGACUGAACUAUUAUGGGAUGUUGUAGCAUACCAAGCAGAAGGCAGUAGCCUAGUACAUUUUAAUCUGGACACAUGGGUCUUUAGAGUUACAGUACCCCACUAGGGGAAACACAAACGUGUCCGUUGUAUAGUGAACAGCAGACUCGUUGCCCGUUGGGUUUGCUUUUGAAGUACUAGGAUUUAUACAGAGGCAUGGAAUUAUAACGCACGCAGGGGCUCAGAUCGCUGGGUUUCCCUCAUGGUAAAUCGCGCACAAGGCGUGUGAAGGAAUGUCGCAUUUUCACCUCCGGUUGCCUCCAGCUCGUGCAGGGUGCAAACCCGGCAGAUGGGGAUAGCCAUGCCUAUGUAUGUGGGGUGAAUACUGAGAGGGGGUGUGGUCUACUCUAGAUCAAUAACCGUCGGUCGGUAGUCUACUGGAAAAGGCAAAACAGAGUAGUGGCAGCAGAGACGGAGAUCCCUGGUCCAUGCUGGAUUGAUUUUUGAUGCUCUAUCUAUGCUUAGCUCAGACGCACUGUAGAGCUGCAGGAGGAUAUUGGCGACAUAUUUGUUGUGGAUCGGUACUCUGAAAGACUAAGUUCUGUAAUAACUGUUUGCGUUUGGUUUCAGACAAGACGUAGCUACAGUGGAUUUUCUCUUAUGAGUUGUGAAGGAAUAACAAUGAUCCAUUUACCCGGAGACUAUUUGUCCUGGAGCUCAAUUAACAAGUGAUAUGUCUCUAAUGGACGUGGAAUUAGGGGCCACAUUAACGAAAUAUCCUCUAUAUACGAGGGAAAAGACAGCCGUAUUGCAUUUGUGAGGUUCUCCUAUUUUCAAGAUUCGGGCUACCUCCCAUAACUGGGCUUUGUGUGAGAGACUGCCGAGAGCAGUCCAUUGAAUUGCGCUACCUGCAUCUAAACACUGUCAAAGAGUUUCACGAGACAAGACCUGCCAAGAUCUGUAGGAGUGAUUCCAGAAGACUGUGUUGGAUCCUCCUCAUUAUGAACACUGAGGAGCUGAACUGCCACUAGCUCUGAUCAGACAGGAUGAAUGACAGACAGAGACAGAGAGGAGGGGUGCACACAGUGGAGGCAGAUGUCAUCUUCCACCACCCCAUCUGCUCGGACCUUCUCUCUUCCCCCUCGGAUGAGGAUGGGGGUGUCUGUUCCCUCCCAAGGAAGCAGGAGGCGAGCACUAAUGUUCCAGACCUGGGAUUCGUACUGGGCGACCAGGGACUCUGUCGACAGAGCACACCAGUUACAAAGGAGUACUUGUUGGAUGGUGGUACGGUGAUUGGGCAUCAUCAAUUUGACCGUCCACAGGGUGAUGGAUCACACAUCUCAAAUACAGAUCAGUUUCACAUUACGGAUCCUUCUCAUCAAGCACAUACAUCUCACAUACCCAAGCUUGAUGCUGGUAGAGACCAGAACUGUACUCAUGGCAGAAACGGUAUCAGUGAGGAUAUGAAUGGAGCGAGGGCCAAAGUGCCCUGCAGUGUGGGUCCCUCUCUAUGCUUCAAGGGAGAGGCCAGAGAGGAAGCGGAAGGGUCUCUGUCCCUCUGUAGAGAGAGCAUAGUGAGGAGUCAGUGUCACAUCACAAACGUCACUGACUCCCGGGAGCAGGGGACCGCUGCGCCUGACACUCAUUGUAUCACCAUGGGCAACCAGCCAACCAUACAAGAGCUGGGGUGCUUGUUCAGCCACAGCUCUCCCACAGAAUAUGACACAUUGCAUGGACAGUCAGGGCUUGAGUCGAACCAAGGACACAGGGGCAGUAGUGGCCAUGGUAGGGUCAGUAACACAACGCCUAAAGAGGAGCCAGAUUUAGUGAUUGAAGUCGGUGGCCAGAAAAUAAGUGUUCACAAGUCUGUUCUGGCAGGGAAGAGUGACUAUUUCAAGGCUCGUCAGUCAAGAGACAUCCUAAAAGUGAAAGGGCUGAACUACAAGACCCUGACCAUCCUGAUAGACUAUAUCUACACCUCUCAGAUGAAUGUGCACAAGGACAAUGUGGUAGAGGUGAUCACAGGAGCUAAGAUCUUACAGAUCCCAUGUGCCGUCCAGGCUGCUAUGGAUACCAUCUCAGAGCAGGUCACAGCAGAGAACUGUUAUGAGAUUCUAACUAUCGCCAAGAAGCAACGACUCAACGAACUGAAAGAGACGGCCUAUCGCUUCAUGAGUGACAACUUCCUCCAGAUCUUGCAGGACCCAGCGGUGUACGGGCGUCUGACGGGGUCGGAGAGGGAUCUGGUCCUGAAGAAGAGAAUGGAGGGGAAGAGGUCCCUGAUGGUCGCUGAGAUCAACGAUGUGUUUGACCGUGUCGGGAGCCGACCUCCGAGUCGGUGUAACAGUCGACCACAGAGCCCUCUGUCCGUGGCAUCCUUCGAGGAGAACCACAUGAUUUACUACUUCAACGAGGCAGCCAAUGACUGGAGACCUCUGACUCUGAUGCCGGAGGACAUUAACACUAAGGGCUGUGGGAUCUGCACCAUGUACAACUACCUGUUUGUGGCCGGUGGGAUAAAGGGAUAUGGAGAUAAGGGCAAGGUCUCAGACAAGGUGUUCUGUUACAACCCCAUCACUAACCGCUGGAGCGAGGUUCGGCCGCUCAACCAGGCGCGGUCGCAGCUCAAGCUUGUGUCUAUGGAGGGUAACUUGUACGCCAUAGGAGGGGAGUGUUUGUUCACAGUAGAAAAAUACGACCCUCGGACUGACAGAUGGACCACAGUGGCUCCCUUACCCAAAGGGGCGUUCGCUGUGGCCCAUGAAGCCACCACCUGUAACGGAGAGCUCUACGUCUCUGGAGGGUCUCUGUUCUACCGUCUCCUAAAAUAUGACCCCAAGGGGGACGAGUGGCAGGAGUGCCCCUACAACAACAGCAGGAAAAAGUCAACCGACAUGGUGGCUCUGAAAAGCUUCAUCUACAGGUUUGACGUCAACCGUGACCAGGGGGUCACUGUGUUCAAGUACGACACCAUAGUGAAAAUGUGGCAUGACUGCGCAUCGCAGCGGCAGGGCAGCCCUAUGCCGUUCAGGUGUGCCGUCAUCGGAAACUGCAUCUAUUGUGUGAACAAGACUCAGACUCUGCAGUUUGUGGUGGAGGAGGACGGCUCUUACUUUGUAGAUGAACCACUCAAGCCACCACUGGAAGCUAAGGGCCUACUGUUCCCUUUCAUCCUCAGUCUGCCUGAGAAGACUGACAGAUUGAUGUGAUGUGACCAUGGAUCACUGAUGCUACUUUACAGACGCCCAUCAAUCUAAUAUAGUGGACCUUAAAAUAAGAUGAACAUAUUUCACCUUUAUUUUCCCCUGUCCAGUGUACCUGCUCGUAAUGGAAUGUGUUUCUUUGCAUGGCGAGUUAACAGGACAAGCCUUAACAAGGACUACUUUUACAUGUUGAAUGAGAGCAACCAGAAAUGCAUCUGACUCCACAUAAUGAGAUAAUGACACACAUAGUAGUUUUUGUUUGUUGUUGCAUUUCCCUGUGUUCAGUUUUGUAUUGUGUACUUUUGCAAUUGCAGAUAGUUAGAAUAGAUAUUGUUUAGAAUAUUGUUUGCUGGCUGGUGGCUUUUAGCCAAAAAUCAAACCGCAGAGAUGGAAUAGUCUGAAUGAGGGGACAGUUGAGGGGACAAGUGACUGACACAGCUGGCACGCACAGGUCCUAUAAGCAAAUUACACAAGCGAACCCAUAAACAACACAAGGCCUGCUACGGCGGUGAUGUUUGCUCUAUGAAGGAACAGUGGGAGGGCUAUAACAUUCACACAGCCCCAAGGCCUGAUACCAGAACUGCCCUUGACAUUACUUCACAAGGCCAUUGACCAGCAGGAGCACAAUAAGCCACAUGUAUCUUCUACAAUAAUUGUAUUCUACUAUUAUAGAUCAUCAAUGAAUAAUGUUGAAGAGCACAAUGCAAUUACAUAUUAAUGCAUUACUACUGGGCACACACUGGUUGAAUCAACAUUGUUUCUAUGUAAUUUCAAUUAAAUUACAUUGAACCAACGUGAAAUAGACGUUGAAUUGACGUCUGUGCCCAGUGGGUUAGGUUCAAAACCAGUACACACCUAUUUAUUCAAAACUACUACCCAACUAUUAAUUCAGAACCAUUACCCAGCCUUCCAGGUUGUGUCAAACACAACACUCUACCCGCACAUACAAUUGAGUUGAGUUUCAACACACUAGAAACAAGGUGAAUUAUUGCAGCAUAAGAAUGGUUCUGAAUCUGUGGAUCGGGUUAGGUUCCUGAGUUUGAUUGAAACAGGCCCUAGGUGUGCACUGAUGUUUACAGAAUGCCGGAUUGAGUCCGCAUACUGUAGAUAUGAGGGAUGGUGCUCACUGCUUACUGCUCAUUCUUACGCUUCGAUUACACCGACAGCGUCAUUGCAUUGUGGUACACCAGAAUUACAUCCAUUUCCAAUGGAACCCUGCGCUUGCCUUGCAGCGCUGCGUUGCAGAGGCAGUUGCAGUGCGUUUGGUGUGAUGUAUAUGUUGGAUUUAUCGAUGUAUGCGUCAAAUUGUAUGAAUAGGCGGUUUGCGUACCAUUUUGCACAACGGCGCUGUAGGUUUGAUCGAAGCGUUAGGCCUCACAUUUGCCAAAGACAAAAUAGUCUGGUUUGAUACGACAUAUCAAACCCUUUCAGAUAUUUCACUAAAUAAAUAAAUAUUAAAUAUAUUUGGGUGAUAAUAUCCUAGAUCAAAAACAGUCUUAUGAUCUCUCUAACAUCCACACGCAACACUAGUAUUAGCAACAAUGUAUCAAUGUUGCUGUGAAAACAAGGGCACCACACUCACUGCUACUUUGGUAUUAUAUUAGGAUCCCCAUUAGCUGUUGCAAAAGCAGCAGCUACUCUUCCUGGGGUCCACACAGAACAUGACACAUAAUACAGAAUGACAUAAUACAGAACAUCAAUAGACCAGAACAGCUGAAGGACAGAACUACACAUACAUUUUUUUUUUAAAGGCACACGUAGCUACUCUGUUCUUUAACAUUCUUCAGAGAAGUGAGGAGUCAUUUCUCGUAUGCAGGCCAGGGGAAUUUGCCAUAGACCUACCGAUAAUGAAAAUGCUAUUAUGUUGUCAUCUCCCACAAGUAUUUGAUGAGCCAGCCAGAAAGACUGUGACCGUCAUACACAGUAUGUAAUUCCAGAUGCUGUUGAACUGUCUCUCAAGUACUUGACUAUUUCAGUAUAAUUUCCGAUGAUGAAGACGUUUGCCCCUAUUAGAUGAUGUAUAUCUCCUUUGGUGUGUAGCCUGUCCCUUUAUAAUGCAUUUAAUCAUCUCGUCCACACUGCAAUUAGUCGGAAGAAUAUUUUGCAUCAACUUCAGCUCAGUGUUCAUCUGUUCUGUUAAAAUAUGCCUAAUCCCUUUUACAUUUACAAUAUUGGAAAUGGGUCCAAUAGCACUUCAUCUCCUUGCGCUUUCUUAGGAAUUUGACAUAUUUGUUUGCUUUUAGCAAUAAUACACCAAUUGGGAGUUUUGUUAAUACGUUGGAUUGAUUCAGUGGAGUUUAUUUGGUGAACAAAAUGCUACUACUACUUUUGGUAACAGUAUCCUUGAGAGGCUGUUGUAACUGUGAUGACUGAGUAGAUGUGGACUUAUUUGUCUGGUAUUUUGCUGGCUGCCUUCAGUGUGUAGUGAAGCUUUUACGGACUGUUGGUUUUGGAUGAUAAAUGCUUGAAAGUACAGUGUUGGUUGAAGGCUUUCUUACUGCUAAUUAGCAUAUAAAAUAACAGCUAACAAACUAACUGUUGGAUGAUGUAUUUCAGUCAAAACUAAGUGCUGCAAAUAAAAUAUUUAGUGUUUGAAAAAAG
Molecule: messenger RNA, 5789 nt
Organism: Oncorhynchus kisutch (coho salmon)
Lineage: Eukaryota; Metazoa; Chordata; Actinopteri; Salmoniformes; Salmonidae
Gene: kbtbd11
Product: kelch repeat and BTB (POZ) domain containing 11
Exons: 2
Coding region: 1032-3194 (720 amino acids)
Molecular function (GO): protein binding
Source: RefSeq, a predicted model, not a curated record